GUGAGUGAGUGAGUGAGUGAGUGAAUGAGUGUGUAGUCCCGUGAAUGAUGCUGCUGGUUAUAUCUGAAGAACAUAAAGAACAUCUGUCGUUUCUGCUAAAUGUCGACACUGCAGUUGUUGCAGAGUUUGGUCGAAUAGCAUUAGAGUUCCUGAGGAGAGGAAGCAGCCCCAAGAUCUAUGAGGGAGCAGCAAGGAAGCUGUGUGUCCCUGUGGAUCUGGUGCAGCAUGGAGUGGAAGGUCUGAUGUUCCUGAUGACGGAGAGCUCCAAACACAUGAUCUCUGAAGUGGAUUUCCUGGACUCAGUGUUAGCUUUGGGGUUUGGUGACGAGCUCAACCAGAUCCUCUUACAGCUCUACCUGCAGCACCACAGUGAGAUCCGCAGCAUCCUGAGUCAGCUGCCAUCUACUCUGCCUGCCUACCACAACCUGGAGUGGAGACUGGACGUACAGUUGGCGAGUCGCUCCAUCCGUCAGCAGGUGGCUCCCACACUGAUGAUGCGUUUGCUCCUAAAACGAGGCACAGGUGAAAUCACCAGCAGCAGCAGCAGCAGCAGCGUGGUCCUGCAGACCGACCCCAGUACUCUGCUGCACCUCAUCUCCACACUGGAGGCGGCCCUGGCCGCCAUGAAGACCAGUCACUCUCGGCGCAUAUUACGCAACAUCAAAUAACCUGCACUGGUCAUUUUCCUGUUUGCCUCCCAUCAUCUAGACAAACACAACAUUCCCGCCUUUAAACCUGGAUCUGCACUGCCCGCCCCCAAAACAAGCACAUACUCUAGUAUUUGGCUCAUGGUGCGUUCCAGUUGUAGUCGGAAGUCGGAACUUCCUUCAACUAGGACCCCCCCAACCCACUAACCCUUUUUAUCGUUAACAGCGCAAAAUAUUGGCUAAAUCAAGAUUUGUUUGUGCUCAUGAUUUUAUCCAACGUUUCAAGUAGGAAUGCGGUCAACAUGGAAGAGAUGUCACUGCUAGUUCUGACUUCCAAUGUAAAUGGAAUGUACCAGUAGUAGUGCUUGCUGUACUUGCCUGUAGGGGGCAGUGUUAUGAUCUGGGGUUGCUUCAGUUGGUCAGGUCUAGGUUCAGCGACACUGCUGAAAAAAUGAGGUCAGCCAACCUUAAAAUACUGAAGGCCUUUGUUUUUCAUGCAUAUUCUAAGACGACAGUGCCAGAAUACAUCCGGCUCCAGACCUUAAUCCCGAUGAUAGUCUUUGGGAUCCACUAUGGUCCAACUACAUCAUAAAUACAAGAUUUAUUUGUGCCUUUUUUGGGGGAGUGUAACCUUUUUACUCGACAGACUGGCAAGUGCUCAUUGUUUUGUAACCUUUGGGAAAAAGAAAAAAUGGGCCAAAUAGUAUUGAGUGUAUUGUACAUAAUGUUUCUACAGUGUUUGAAUUAAAGUGCGAUAGAGAGAAA
Molecule: messenger RNA, 1412 nt
Organism: Solea solea (common sole)
Lineage: Eukaryota; Metazoa; Chordata; Actinopteri; Pleuronectiformes; Soleidae
Gene: commd2
Product: COMM domain containing 2
Exons: 6
Coding region: 45-668 (207 amino acids)
Source: RefSeq, a predicted model, not a curated record